Aphis gossypii (cotton aphid) is the source of this 704-nucleotide messenger RNA. RefSeq names its product ATPase inhibitor, mitochondrial-like. The transcript is spliced from 4 exons. Gene Ontology annotation, cellular component: mitochondrion. The record is from RefSeq and is a predicted model, not a curated record. Bases 249 to 578 code for a protein of 109 amino acids. Lineage: Eukaryota; Metazoa; Arthropoda; Insecta; Hemiptera; Aphididae. Gene Ontology annotation, biological process: negative regulation of ATP-dependent activity. Gene Ontology annotation, molecular function: ATPase inhibitor activity.
CGAACGAGUGACUGUCCCAUUCUUCAUCAUAUUGCGCAAUGCAUUUAUGCAUCCUUAGACUCUAAUCGUUGUAUUACUUUUAGUUCAUAAUUAAAUUUGUCGUCAUCAUAUUGAAGUAUCUACGUACCUAUUUAUAAAUAAUUUUAUUACAAAACAGUGAAAACACAACAGAACUUACAGAACAGUACAGAAUACCGUAAAUAAUAUCUAGAUUUAUUUAUUGUUUUAAUACGCCGUUAAAAAGUGCAAUGAACGUUUACUUGGCGAAGGCUUCAAAGUCUCUCUGUUCCAUUAAUACAUCAGUAAUGAGUUUCAACAGAUUCAAAAACGAUGGUUUGGGUAGUUUGGGCAGUGGUGCUGGAAAAGGCGGCGGAGGUGGAGGUUCUAUCCGAGAAGCUGGUGGUGCUAUGGGUGAACGUGAAGCUGCUAACGAAGAAGAAUAUUUUUAUAUAAAGCAACGGCAACAAGUUGAACAAAUUAAAAAGGAUAUUGAAUUUCGUAAAGCAGAAAUAGAGAAAAAUAUUGAUGAAAUCACUAAGGCCAAAGCUAAACUGGACAAGAUUGUUGAUAAAAAUUAAAAAGUAAACAACUAUAUACUUGCCUAUUUUUUUUUCUAUUACAUAAUAAUUAUCAAACUAAGAAUAUAUAAUAUGUAUACAAAUAUUUUUUUACAGUAAAACUAUAUUCUUAUUCUUAUAAAUAUA